Molecule: messenger RNA, 1806 nt
Organism: Wasmannia auropunctata (little fire ant)
Lineage: Eukaryota; Metazoa; Arthropoda; Insecta; Hymenoptera; Formicidae
Exons: 3
Coding region: 15-575 (186 amino acids)
Biological process (GO): positive regulation of voltage-gated potassium channel activity; sleep; regulation of synaptic transmission, cholinergic
Source: RefSeq, a predicted model, not a curated record
GUUACGCCCAAUGAAUGACGUCAGGUGCGUACGUGCAGUGCGGUCGAACACGCGUGUCAUUCGCUCGCUCCGAAAAGGAAAGCUCCGAGAGAGCGACGUUAACGAUGAUGCGCAACGAUAUCACAAUUGUGUUGUGCGUGCUGUUGUUGUUCGCCACGACAGGUACUAAAGGGAUACGCUGUUAUCAGUGUAGCUCCGACACUGAUCCGAGCGAUCCGUACAAGGACGACCUUUGCGGGGCUUACACGAAAUUCGACAAAGAGAGGAAUGUGCCUAUUGAGUGUAACAGCGAGGAAUCGCACAUGCCUGGCACGUUUUGUGUUAAAUACACGGAGCAAAGCCCACGUGGUUUCAUCUGGGAUGGUAGGUGGCGACAGGUGAUCCGGCGAUGCGCUUCUGUCGCCAGUACUGGGGUCACGGGGGUUUGUAAUUGGGGCGUUCACGAGAACGGAGUUUACUGGCAGGAAUGCUAUUGCUCCGAGGACGCCUGUAACGCAGCAUCCAAUCUGGCGUCCCUUACCACGCUGCUCCUCACGGCAUGCGGUGCCAUCAUUACGCUAUCUUAUUUCAAGUGAAAAAAAGUUUUCGGAGUUCUCAAGUUUUCAAGAGAUGAAAACGGUAAGACAAAUAUUGGACCAGAAGGAGGAAUCGAUGUUGAAGCUUCUGUUGUAGGAAAUGAGAAGUUUCGAUUACAGCUAACAUGAGCGCGCACAGAAUGGUACAGAUGUUUUUUCGAAAAAUUUUGUAGUUGAUUUUCUUUUUUGCAAAAUUUUAAUUAGACGCCAUCAUAAAUAUUUUUCAUGUCUCUGUGUUCAGUUUAUAUUUAAGAUGCAUUAAAAAGCAAUAAUAAUUAAAAAGCGACGAACAUAAUAGCUAUAAACUUUCUAGAACUUAUAGUAUUCAAUACGCAAUUUUUAUAUAGAUGAUCGUCAAACUGUUGUUAGAAAAAAAAAUCAACUGCAAAGUUACCAAAGAAUAUACUCUGGUUCCAGUUUAAUGAGUCUUGUAAAUACAUUAAAUUAUACGUCCGUCCAUAUACCAUAAAAGAUCUCUGGAAAUCUCUUUUAUGUAAAUAGUCUAAGAUAUAUCUAUCUAUCUAUCCGUCCAUUUAGCAUUGUUAAAAAAUGAAGUAUUAUUCACUGCUAAUGAAGCUUUGAGUUACAACUAAUUAACUAAAUUUAAUCUUGAGAAGAACUAAUGAGAAGCUGAUUAAGUUUUAAGACAAUAGAUCUGUUUAUUACAUCUCAAGAUAAGUGUGAAAUAAGUUUAAAAUAUUCAGGACAGUAGUGAGACAUGACAAACCUGUUGCUUUUGGUAUCUGAUUGUCUCGGCAAGACGACAUAUAUUUUAUUUCCGACAAUAAAAGUACCUUUUAAAUUCUAUUAAAAAUUUUAUUAAAAUAAGUUUUCUUAAAAGUGCCUUCUUAUAUGCAAAGUGUUCAAUCGCUUUUGAUAAUCUAUUUAGAAUAGCGUGUCAAUUAUACAUAAAAGACUGGAUUUAAAGCAACGAUAAAUCAAGAUAACUUAAAAUUUUGUAAGAGAUCAAAAAACAAUUUCGAUAAAAAUUUUCGACUAUAAUUAACUAUUAAUUAAUCCUUAGAUAAAUAAAAAAUGUCAUGAAACUUUUUUACAUGUUGCUUAGCACGUCGUCGCUUUAAAUCCUGCGAUUCGUUUAUCCUUUGAAUUUUUAAAGCAUUUUAUAUUUUUCUAUAUAUAUGCAUCUAUUGUGCAAUGAAAAUAACAGAUUUACUGUAUUUAAUUUAAUUGUAUACAUCUUUAUGUAUAAAUAAAGAAAUGAAAAAGGAAA